Saccostrea cuccullata (small rock oyster) is the source of this 11019-nucleotide messenger RNA. Its product is annotated as histone-lysine N-methyltransferase 2C-like. The record is from RefSeq and is a predicted model, not a curated record. The coding region runs from base 263 to 10921 and encodes 3552 amino acids. The transcript is spliced from 52 exons. NCBI's taxonomy places the organism in Eukaryota, Metazoa, Mollusca, Bivalvia, Ostreida, Ostreidae. Gene Ontology annotation, molecular function: histone H3K4 methyltransferase activity; transcription coactivator activity; histone binding. Gene Ontology annotation, cellular component: MLL3/4 complex. Gene Ontology annotation, biological process: positive regulation of transcription by RNA polymerase II.
AGAUGGCGUCCAAUGCCUAGAACUUGUGCUGUCGAUGGGAAUAAUUCAGUAAUUGAAGUGCGUUAAAACGCAUCUAAAUUUAAAGAGUAUUUCUGAUAUGUAAUCUUCCUUAAUGAUUUUAUUCUUAUAUCCUCGAUUUGAAGCAGAGUUUAUGGAGGUGACAGGGCUCCCAUUCCUCGCCACACUAGGAUUUUAUUUCGGCUAGGCCGCUGCCUGUUGGCAUCUCUUUCUUCUUAAACGUCAGCAUUUGCUACUACUCUCCAUGUCAGGACCUGAGGCAGUAAAGUUGGAGAACACAGUCGAAGAAGCAGAGACUCGGUUGUCAUCUGACAUCAUUGAGUCGUCUGUCGUAGCAGAUAUCAACUCUGACAACAGUCAGUCAUCUACGAGUGUGCCCCCAGAUAUCACACAAACUGACACCUACUCAUUAGAUGACCCCUAUACCAGUGACCCCCCUGACCUUAACCCAGAGGAGGAUACCAACCUUCCCACGAAGGCCAUCAAGAAAGAAGGCGACUUUCUGACACUGACAACGUAUGAGGCAGCCGAGUUGAGCGACUCGAGUGGCCCGCCAGAUAUUACCAGUGCUGCUUACGAGAAAACUGAGGAGGAAGGGGAUAUUGAGAUUAAAGAUUAUUCUUAUGUGGACUCCAAUUCGCCAGCCCCCUUACUGACCAGUUUAGAGGAGCAGGGAGAGUUCACAGACUUCCCCACGGAACUUCCGGAAGACCCCCAGAAUAUCUUCCCUGACACUGAUCCUCCCCCUGACCUGCUUCACCAGGAGGAUUUAACACCUCCCGAGGGGUACUUGGGUUCCUCUUUCCCUGAGUCUAGUCUCUCAGAGUCCUUGCUGGCUGUUGCUCCUGGAGAUAUUCUGCCCGUUGUAUCACUUCCCCAGGCAAAUCCAAACUUCUUUCAGCAAAACAAAAGUUUGUCUUUGUCUCAGAACAUCAAGCGAGGACCAGGAAGGCCGAGAAAAGAUGGUCAGGAACCAGCUCCAAGGAGGAGGUCAUCGUCGAGCAAACCUUUAGCCAAAUCUAUUGUUACGAAAGCUCAGAGGAUUCUACACAACAGUGCAGGCAUCAGCAGGAAGAUAUUUCCACCUAUAGAACAGAUGGACUCGGGGAGCCAGAGUUCACUGUCUCAGGCUGAGGGGCCGAUGGUCCCCCUCUCUAUGGAAUCAGGGGAAGAAACCACCCAGUACGAAAUGGAUGAAGAUGUAUCAACAGUGAUGUCUGAAAAUAUGGAUGAAGCUAGUUUAGACUCCCAGCUGCCAGUUCGUGUCUGUGGUCUGUGUAACUGUGGAGAGAGGAGCUUGCUGGGUCAGGGGGAAAUCUUUCGAUUUGAGCCCACUCAAGGCUUUAACUUCCGAAAGACCCUGGCAAAAAAUGACAAGAAACCUGCUGAUUUUGAUGAGAGGUCACUAGAGAAGGAGGGGGCCUCCAAACCAUUGACAUGGAGAAGAAAUAGAGGGCCUAUAAAGGGAGUGAGUGAAAGGGAAAGAGAGAAGAGUCACUCGCCGAGAAGAACAGGAAAUGAGGAUGACCCCUGCAUGCUCCUGGGGGAUGAACUUACAGUAUUAGGCUUCCCCGAGGAAAUAGAAGCUAUGCAUGUUUUUGAACCAACAGGUCAUGUGUGGGCACAUCAUCUAUGUGCUGCCUGGUCAGAUGGAGUCAGCUCUACUGGGGAUGGAACUCUCAAGUUUGUCGACAAAGCUGUCUUCAAUGGACUUUCUCAGAAAUGCAGUUACUGUAGGCGAUAUGGAGCCACUAUUAACUGUGUCUAUCCUAAGUGUACAAAGAAGUACCAUUACCCUUGUGCUGCUGCUGGGGCAUGUUUCCAGGACAAGAAGAAGCUGUCUAUUCUCUGCCCCGAUCAUUCAGAUCAAGCGGAGGCUAUUGCUGGUGAGGAUGCAUACUGUGUUUUGUGUUGCCAAGCCGACAAGAUCAACAAACAGCUGUUCUGUACUUCCUGUGGCCAUCAUUAUCAUGGCAGCUGUCUCCAUCCCUCAGUAGCCCUCUCUCCUGAGGUCAGGGCAGGCUGGCAGUGCCCUGACUGUAAGGUGUGCCAAAUGUGCAGACAACCAGGUGAGGACAGUAAGAUGCUGGUGUGUGACACGUGUGACAAAGGAUACCACACCUUCUGUCUGAAGCCAGUCAUGACCGCCAUACCAAAGAAUGGGUGGAAGUGCAAGAACUGUCGAGUGUGUGGAGACUGCGGUGCCCGAACCCCAGGAAGUGGCCCCAGUUCUCGGUGGCACCUGAACUACUCUGUGUGUGACAGUUGUUACCAGCAGAGAAACAAGGGCCUGUCCUGUCCACUGUGUGGCAAGGCUUACAGACAGUUUACACAGAAAGCCAUGAUACAGUGCAACACCUGCAAAAAGCAUGUUCAUGCUGAAUGUGAUGACUACAUUGACAAUGUGAUGUUGGAGAGAGUGAAGAACGAAGAACAGGUGGACUACAUGUGUUCUGUUUGUCGCAACAGAGACCCAGAGGUGAGAAUGGAAUCGGUGUUUCCUUUUAAUUUUCCUUCCCAUGAGGAGCCAAGUAAUGAAAUGUUUGACAUCAAAGGUAAUUAUUCUGACAUGGAAAAUGCAUCCUCCAUAAUGGAUGAAAGCUCCAGUUCCUUCCUCCUUAAUGAAGACUCCAUCUCUAGCAUGGAUAUAGACAUCAAUGCACUGGAAAAGUUUUCUAGCCCUCCCCAUAUUCACCCACCACAAGAGGGCUGUGGUAUUGGUAGCAAAGGAGGAAAACUGAACGCCAUGAGCCGAAAGAAAAUAGGAGUGUCCAAUCCUGGAAGGUCAAGGGGAAGACCAAUGGCACCAGAGAAGAAAAAGAGACCCCCAGCUUUCUGUGAGAGAAAGAGGGGACCCAAACCAAAACUUAAAACCAGUCAGCCUGGACUACAAGCACAGAUAUCACCAGCUCUCCCUGGAGAACCCCCCAAGAAGACUCAGUUUUCUACCGAGGAUGAAGAUGAUGGUGAUGACCAUCCACAGACCAUUAUACUGGCCAACGCUCAGGAUAGAUUUGUCCUAGAUCAGGAUGUUUGCAAAAGUUGUGGCAGUUUUGGUCGUGGAGAGGAAGGAAAGCUUAUAGUCUGUACCCAGUGUGGCCAGUGUUACCAUCCGUACUGUGCCAGUGUCAAGGUAACCAAGGUGAUUCUUCAGAAAGGCUGGCGUUGCCUUGACUGCACUGUUUGUGAGGGCUGCGGGAAGCCUCAUGAUGAAGGGAGACUACUCCUGUGUGACGAAUGUGAUAUCAGUUACCACAUAUAUUGUCUGGAUCCACCCCUGAAUCAUGUACCAAAAGGAACCUGGAAAUGUAAAUGGUGUGUGAUGUGUGUGAACUGUGGCAGCACCACUCCAGGCUUUGGCUGUAACUGGCAGAACAAUUACACCCAGUGUGGUCCCUGUCGCAGUAAGAUUGACUGUCCCGUGUGUAGACACAAGUACCACGAGGAUGAGAUGAUUAUCCAGUGUCUACAGUGUAACCGCUGGCUGCACGCCCUAUGUGACGGACUCCGGUCAGAGGACGACAUGGAGAGGGCUGCCGAUUACGACUAUCAGUGUCUGUUCUGUAGACCAAAGACAGGCAAAGACGGACCGUUGCCACCACCUCCUGCACCACCCACACCACCCCCUGUGGAGAUGGAAGAACCCUCCACCCCGCCAUUUUACAGAGAGCCAGAACCUAUUCCACAAAAGCGAUACUUGAUGGACGGGGUUUACUUAUCGGAGACAGGUGUACAACACAUGCAGGAAAUAACCAUACAGAUUCCGAAAGUGAAGCGACAGAGGCGAACCAACAAACGGCCAUCAAUUGAUAUGUUACCAGGGCAACGCCUGACAACGCAGAUGUCUCAGGAGGGAGACGAACUAGAAAAAGAUGGCCUCGAUGAUGUCAGUGAGAUGUCUACCCCCCUACCAGCUGAAGCCCGAGGGGAAGGGGACUCCCUGUUGAGCCCCACUGGACAGGUGCCCCCAGGAAUCCCCCUGGAGGGGGAGAAGAAAGAGAGAAAGAAGAGGACCACUAUUGGACUGGGUGUUGGAGGAUUUAUUGCCAAACAAAGGAGUAGACAAACGAAUGUUAAGAGGCAGAUGUCAGAAGUUGCUGCAGAAAUGGCAGAUGGACAACCUCGUCCUGAAGGUGAAGAUGGUGAACCAGUUCCGAUUCAGUUAGGGGAAGGUGAAAUGAAGAAACAAAGGAAACGUCAAGCUCGCAAGAAAAGUCAACUGGAAAACAGUUUCCCUAACUAUCUACAGGAAGCCUUCUUUGGAAAGGACAUUCUUGAUAAAAGUAAAGCCAAGGUCAAGCAAGGUCACAGAGCCGACUCAGAUUCCGACAACGAAUCAAGGGCGUCCACCCCUAACCUGCCGAAGGACAUCCCCCAGCCCUCGCUGUUUCCUGAGAUGACCCAGGGGAAUUCUAAGCUCCCUGCAGCCCUGCCCUCUGUUGGAACCUCUCAGUCUGUUCUGUCAGCCGGGGCUUCAUUAGUUCCUAGUUUUCCUGGAACUAGUGGUGAUAUUAACCCUAUAGCAGAUGUGUUACCAGACCUAGAAGAACUGCCACAUGAUGAUCUCCUGAGUAUAUUCAAAGAUGGAGAUCUGCCUAUGACAGAGGAGCAGCCAUCCACCAGUCAGCCGACAGCGGGCCCCAGCGGUGAGCUCCCGGACAUCCUGUCUGACGUGGAGACCACGAUUGAUGUCGAUAAAAUGCUUCCUGAUGAUUUGACCCAGAUAGAUGGACAGACAGUGGAUGACAUAUUUAAGGGUGUCCUUCAACCCGAUGGAGAUCCUAAUCAAUCUGUACCCGGUGGAGGACCUCAGUACCCGCUGGUUGGCUCCUCUGUACCACGCCUACCACCCCACAUGCAGCAACCAGGACAGAUGCCACCAAUGCCUGGAAUGCCUUAUGGAGACUACAGGGGGAUGGGAGGAGAACCGCCAUCAUGGCAGCAGGUGGGGGCGGAUGGUGAGGACGGCGGGGGGACAACCACGAGUCGCCGUAACAUGCUGAAGUGGGAGUGUGACGAGGAUCUGGGAGAGAAGUCCACAAUAUCCGCCGUGUUAUACUGCAAUCUGAGGCAUCCUGAGCUUAAACAACAAUACCCAGACUGGUCUGAGAGAGUGAAGAAAAUUGCAAAGGCUUGGCGAGAGUUAUCCUCUGAUGAGAAGCAACCUUAUUUGAUGCAGGCAAGGAAAAACCGAGCUAACACUAAGCAGACACAAGAAUUUAAAAAGAAAAAUAAAACCCCUGUAAUGGGACCGCCAAUGCCUCCAGGACCCCAGGGGCAAAUGCCUCUCCCUCAGAACUCUCCCUAUCCCCCUCCAGGGGACAGUAUGGGAUCUCCUGUUGGCCCAAGCCCUUCUAACAGAGUACCUAGUAGUCCUUCUGUGAUGACCACACCAGAAGGUCACUCCCCUAGUCAGAUGCCGGGCAGUCUACCUGAGAGCCCCCUUAGUCACCCCACCACCCCACAGGAUCCUAGGAUGAUGGGAUCACACCCUGACCCCUUCAAUCCAGUAAUGGCACCACCAGGAAUGCGGCACCCUCAGGGUGGACCUCCUAGACCUCCCAUGGUGCGAUCAGCUUCAGGAGGAAUGGACCCUUACAGUCAGGAUCCUUACGCUAAGCCGCCCUCAACUCCUAUGUCAGGUCCACAAACCCCCCAAAAGUCCCCCUCAAAACUGCAGUGGCCCGGUCAGGCUCAGGAGUCAGAUUCCUAUGAAAACCCUCCAGGUACCCCAAUGGAGGGAAUCGGUUCCGGACAUGGUCCUGCCCCAGGGCACCCAUUUGAUCCUUAUGCACAGCCCCCUCACACGCCUCGGCCAGGAAUGGUUCCACCACAAGGGGCUCCAAGGCCACCCUUCUCCCGUCAGUCUUCUAUGCCAGCUACGCAGACUUCUCAUGCUGAGGAUCCUUAUGCUUUUCCUCCCCAUACUCCUGGCCCUAGACCAACAGGAGAGGUUCAAAGUCCAGAUGUGGGUCCGAGACAGCCAGGGGAGAUAUACCCUAGAAUGGGAGACCAUCUGCGGCCUCCUUUUCCUCCCAGCUCUGUCCCCGGUUCCAUGGGCCAGCCAUUACAGGGUACACCCUCUGAACUGUACAGAAUGGGCAGCCAGGCGGGAAUGAGGCUCCCGUUCAGACCCCCAGGUCCACCCACGUCUAGACCCGAUGUCUACGGGCAACCUCUUCAUCCUGGUAUGGAGCCACCAAGGGAACAAUCAGCUGGCUUACAGGACAAGACCUCGGCUGGAGAAACCAGUCAACAAGUUAGAAAUCUCCUACACAAGCAGGCGGAGUCCAGAAUGAGGCAGGUCAAGGCCCAGGAGCCACCCCAGUCCCCCUGGGAGGGCCACCCACCAGCCUAUACUUCUGAGGAGAUGACCCGAUUUCCUGGGGCCCGAGGAACGUGGCCGGCCCCUCCCCGAAUGCCAGGGCCAAGGCAAAUCCCCCACCCCACUGAGAUGGAAGGUUAUGGUAUGCGACCUCCUUAUAGUGAAGGUGUUCACCCCGGACAGAUGAGGCAGCCCCGCCCCCACGGUCCGAUGAUGCCAGAAAUGUACUCACCCAAACAAUCCCAACAGAUGUCCCCUGGCCAACUGCCCAGUAUCAGACCUGGACAGAAUCCAUUAGCUGGCCAUGAUCCAAGAUUCCCUAACAUGAUGGAACGCUUCCCUGUCCCGGGUCAACAGGUGCCCCCUAAUCAGCAGGGAGGUCAACAGGUGCCCAGUAUGCCAGGUCAGGGUCAGACCUAUAAAUCUUACCCCCCAGAGUCAGGGGAACAGAGCAGGAUGACCCAAGGUCCUAAAGGAGAGCAGAGGAAGCUAGAACAAGAGAGAGAGGACGGGAAAACAACAGACACAAAGGAGGAGAAGAAAGAAUCAGAGGACGAGAAGCAGCUGAAUGACACAGACCUGAUAGAUCUCCUAGGUUCUGAUGGAACAUUUGACAUUAUAAAAUUUGUGGACACAGACACUGAACUGAAUCUUGAUGAAAACAAGAGCAUCUUUGAUGAUCUGGAUGAAGUUGAAAAUGGUGCCAUGGAGAAACCAGACAAUAAGGAAGACAUGAAGAUAGCCAAAGACAAAAUGGACUCAGAGCUGGAGACAUCAAAAACAGGAGGCGGAAUCCCAGAUUUCCAGUCCAAGUUCUUAGAGUUCAGUCAGAAGAAGAAUGAGGAAAGGAAGGUUGGGACAGAGGGGGGCAAUCAGAUGAGUGAGAUGGAUAAAAAAGACCAACAGAAUAUCAGUCAGAUAGCUGCUCUCCUACAGCAACAAAGCUCAGAACACAUGCCCCCCACCCUGGAACGUAGAGACUCUGUCAAGUCAGACACUUCAGCCCCAGGUAAAGACCAGCUACCCAGAACUCCGGGCUCUGGACCUCUGACUCCUUCUGGAAUACAGCCUGGUGUGGAUCAGACUGCUGCUUAUCCAGGAAUGGCAUCCAGAGGGCCGUAUGCAGCAGGAAUGCAUUCCCCUCUCCAUCAGGUGCCCCAGCCCUCACCUGGCUCCAGCUAUCCCCCGGGCCAGGGACCACCCACUCCUGGCCUACCCUCCCCCAAAGUAAUGCCAUCACCCAGAAGUAACAUACCAUCCCCCAGAACACCAACUGUUCAAUCACCAUUCAAUCCAAUGAACAAUCAACAGUCUCCAUUUCCACAGACUCAGUCUCCUUUCUCUCCUACAGUGUCGUCUGCUCCACAGUCACCUUAUGCUGGCUCUAAACCACAGCCACCCUUCUCUCUUCCUGUUGGAAGCACCAGUCAGACUGGGUACUCCGCUGUGGAAGGGGGCACUCCAGCCCAAAGUCCAGGUCAAAGGUCACCAAGGGGUACCAUUACGCCAACAAACCAGUACAUGCAGGGUACUUAUGGUCAGCCCAUGAUGCAAGGACCUCCAAGAGGAACCACUCUAACUCCCACACCCAACAGUAUUAUGUAUGGAGGACAGUCAGGUGUUCCACAGCAUGGCAUGAGAAAUCCAGGUCCUGCUUCUAUGCCUGGAAGCAGACCACCUUUCUCAGGAGCAUCCACUCAUCCAAUGGGACAUGGAAUGGACACCCCCACUUCACAGAUGCAUCCUAUGGAUCCCUCUGCUGUGCCUCACAUGGCCACUUCCCAGGCCCCUCAUGGAUCAGAGGUGCAGGGCCACCCUCCAUCCUCUCAGGCCACUGCUGCAAUGCCUCCUUAUGGAAUGCCAGGGCAGAGAAUGCCAGGAGUGAGGCCUCCCAUGGGGGGAAUGGCAUUACCUGUCACAACAUCUUCCCCAGGAUCACAGGGGAAUGUACGGCCUCAGCUACUUCAAGAACAGCCACUUCUGAUACAGGAUCUGUUGGAACAGGAGAAGCAGGAACAGCAGAGGCAAGCCCAGCAGCAGGCAAUGGGAAUAAUGCAGCGGCCUCCACCGGAGGGAAUGAUGGGUCAGCCACCCAGACCAGGAAUGCCCAUGGGACAAUUCCGUCCACGUAUGGAGGGAAUGAGGCACCCUGGGGACCCAAACUGGAAUCCAAAUGUCCAGAGGCCUUACGGACAACCAGAGAUCCCUCCAGGUCAGCCACCAUUUGUACGAAUGCCGGGACAACAGAUGCCCCCUAGGAUGCCUGGUCCUUAUGGGGGUCAGCCCCCUGGUAUGGGCCCCAUGGGAAUUCCCCCUCCUCCACAACCACCCCCUCAACCCCCAAUGACAGGGGAGUUGACUCCUGAACUAGAGCGGCAGCAACAGCAAUAUGAGGAUUGGCUUGUGAAGCAUGGAAACUAUAUAGAGAUGCAAGUCAAGGCACUGGAACAGCAGAUUGGAAAGUGCAAGCGAACCAAAAAGGCUAUCAAUGCCAGAAAUCGACAAGCCAAGAAGUCAGGGAGGGAGCCAUCACCAAACGAUGCCACCGAGUUGGAGAGAGUGACCCAGGAGCAGGCAGUCCUUCAGAAACAGUUAGAAGGACUCCGUAAGCAGGUCAAACAGCACCAGCUACAGACCACAGACUACCGCACAAAGAAACGGGAACGGUAUGGCCAGGACUGGGCUUUCAGUCAGAUGCCCCCUGCUACAGGUCCUGCUAUAAUGUCUAUUCCUCCCGGAGGAUUACAGCCUAGAAUCCCUGGCCAGCAGGGCUCGGCCCGCCUCACGGCAUCAGCCAGACAGGCUUAUGAUGAGUACAUGCAGGAUCGACUCAGACAGUCCCAGCAGAUGCCUGCAUCAGCUCCCCGUCCCCAGCACACAGUAGUGGAGGACAAUAACCCGUUCAGUGAGGAAUAUCAAGAGAGAGAACAGAGGGAGAGGGUUUACAGCCUACCCAAACCACUGCCCGAUACAGAAAAACCAGAAAUGAUGAGACAGAUGCCCCAGUACUUUGAUCCUAGAACCAUGCCAUAUGACCAGAGUGGACGAUUCCCUGCACCACGAUUGCCAGGGGAUCCAAUGCAACGGUUUCCUGGCACAGCAGCGUCCAAUGUUGGAGCCACUGAGCCUCGACCUCCAGUCCAGUUUACACCGCAGUCUGAAACAGAAAAACGCAUAAUGGAAAUUCUCAACAACACAGCAGGCUUGACAGCUCGUACUCAGAUAGAGGCCAUGGAGAAAUCACCAGGAAAAGCUAAAGGAAGUGAGACGUCUGCCUCUGUCCCAGGUAAUGACCAGAAACCAGGGACAAAGAAACUGGAUCCAGGGACCAGCUCUCUGGCGAUUCCUUCAACCUGUGUGUCUGGUCCUAGCAAUACGUACACACCAGCUAUCCCUCAACUUUCUUACCACAUUGAAAACACAGAUACAGAGGAUCAACAAGAGGAGCCUAUCUUACCAAUGAAUGUGAUGAUCCAUCAGAGUAUUCCUCAGAGUGCAGCUAUUGCAUGUUCUCUUCCCCAGGUACAUAGUGCUCCCUCACAAAAUCAGCAAACAGAUUCUGUGCCACAGGAAUCUGAUUCGGCUCCUCAGUCGACAGAGAGUUCAUCAAAAACAGCUGAAGGGAGUGUUCAGUCUGAUCAAGUGCAUUCUCAAGAUAAAGCACCAAUCAGUGGCUCGGAACCGGAGGCUGCUCCAACACCAGUGAAUAUCCCUAAAGAACCAGAAAGUGUGGUCACCUCCCAAGUCCAACAAAUACCGCCCCAGUCAUACCCCCCUAUAUCAACUAUGCAAGGACAUCAGCUUCCUCCCCCAAAUAGUCAGGAAAGAAUGUCCCCCAGGGGAAUGAUUCCUCUGUCUUAUGUUAAUGCCUAUAACCAGGUUCAUGGAAGGAUGUCACCCAGACAGGCUCAUUUCGGCGGUGCACCUCGAGGGCCAUCACAAAACCAGAUGUCCCCCAGGCAGUCUACAACCCCCUCUCCAGGGCGAUAUUCUCCCAGACAAGCUAGUCCUUCACAUUCAGCGGGGCCAUCUCCGGGGCGAUACUCACCUCGCCAGGGCUCACCUGGUGUGUCCAGACCUCCCUCCAGACCGCCUUCUCAUCCUGGCCAGGAAUACAUACCUCCUCGGCAAGUUCCCACUCCCAUUUCUUCAGGAUAUCCCAGCUGUACCCCUCCAGCUUCUCCAAGUGUCAAUCACCCUGUAGCUCCAUCAAAUGUCAGUUCUCCUGCAAGUGCUGCAUCAGUGGAAAGUUCAUCCCGAGUAGAGACUCCUGCUGUUCAAACUGUGACAAACUUAGUUUCAAAUAUUCCAACCGGCCGUGCACAGUCUGCUUCUCAGAAUGCAGUUGCUGCUCCUGUUGCUUUACCACCAGCAACUGAAGUGAGUGCACCUGCCUCUGAACAAUCAAACAUUAAUGUACAAGUUGUUAAUGUUAUUCAACCUUCUCAGGUUUCUGACUCAAGUCAUGUUCAAAACAUGGCUACAGUGUCAGAAUCUUCAGUGUCAGAGGGAACAGAGCCAGUAGAAAAGACCAGUCCCACGGCACACACAGACAGUAGUCAAGAUAAUAACCAGUAAAAAUCAUGUAUGAAAUGUUUAUUUAUGUGAUUUACAAAGUUAUUGUAUAUAACAAUGGACUUUUAUUAGAUCUGCAAAUAAAAAAAUUUGCAAUAUAA